Molecule: messenger RNA, 528 nt
Organism: Coniophora puteana RWD-64-598 SS2
Lineage: Eukaryota; Fungi; Basidiomycota; Agaricomycetes; Boletales; Coniophoraceae
Exons: 1
Coding region: 1-528 (175 amino acids)
Source: RefSeq, a predicted model, not a curated record
AUGUUAUACGUAUCGUCGCCCAACCUCGCCACAAACACGGCGACCCUCCAGCAAGAGAUCGCCAUUGUACAAACCAAACUCCACGCGGCCGGCCUCGACCUCGACGUUGAGAAAUCGGAGCUCAUGCACUUCACAACCAAACGCAACCCAGCGCGCCCGAACGUCGUCAUCCAGGGCGAAGGCGAAGGCAGCACACCCACCACCAUCGAGCCAUGCGACACCAUGCGCUGGCUUGGCAUCUUCUUCGACCGCAAACUGCUCUUCAACGCGCACGUCAAGGAGAUUGCUGCUCGGGCCGAACGUAUUACGCUCGGCUUGAGCAUGCUCGCCAACACGAUCCGCGGCCUCCCCCAAGCUCGGGUACGACAACUCUACAUCGCCUGCGUACGCAGCGUGAUGUCGUACGCGAGCCCAGUCUGGUGGACCGGGAAGAAGACCCACGCCAACCUACUAGAACGCGUACAGAGACGCUGGAGUAGUGAGGGCAAGAGGGUCAGCCACGUGACUCAGGGGCUCAUCCCAAUGUAG